AUGUCGAUGAUGAAUAAUGUUAUCAAUUCGAUGUUCACUAGAGCAUCAAAUAACCCACAUAGCGCUAACAUCCUGAAGCGUGCACAAAGAGCAUUAUACGGUGGAAGAACCAUUCAAUAUGGUAAUUCUAUAAGUUUUUCACAUAAAAAGACUCGUAGAACAUGGAAACCAAAUGUACAAUCAAAGACAUACCAUAGCGAUAUUUUAAAUCAAGACAUCAAAGUUGAUGUUACUACCUACACAAUGAGAUGUAUCGAUAAAGCCGGUAACUUUGACAACUACAUAAUCAACACAAAAGAUAAAGAUUUAGAUUCAAAGCUUGGUUCAGAUUUGAAAGUACUGUUGAAAUCAACUUUGAGAGAAAAAGCAGAGUUAAUUUUGAAAGAAGAAGAAGAUUUACUACAAUCAACAUCAACAGCAACUCAAUAA
Messenger RNA from Heterostelium album PN500, 429 nucleotides. RefSeq names its product bL28 family ribosomal protein. Gene Ontology annotation, molecular function: structural constituent of ribosome. NCBI's taxonomy places the organism in Eukaryota, Evosea, Eumycetozoa, Acytosteliales, Acytosteliaceae. Bases 1 to 429 code for a protein of 142 amino acids. The record is from RefSeq and is a predicted model, not a curated record. The transcript has 2 exons. Gene Ontology annotation, cellular component: mitochondrial large ribosomal subunit.